Messenger RNA from Misgurnus anguillicaudatus (oriental weatherfish), 13434 nucleotides. It is a transcript of the gene sacs2, whose product is annotated as sacsin molecular chaperone 2. Lineage: Eukaryota; Metazoa; Chordata; Actinopteri; Cypriniformes; Cobitidae. The record is from RefSeq and is a predicted model, not a curated record.
UGGGGGGGUUUAUUUUAUUGUGUUUCAUUCUCAGUGCUUCCCUUUAUUCAUUCAGUCGGCUUUGAGAGGAGCAUCACGAUGAGCUCAUACUGAAGCACAGCGGAGACUGUAAAAAAGCACAAUGAGUUCAGAAUCGAAGCACAAGAAGAAAAAAAACAGAUUUGGUGCGACGUCCCCUCCAUUUAUUGAUUAUCUGAAAGAGAUUUUGAGAAGAUACCCAGAUGGGGGACAAAUACUAAAGGAGCUGAUUCAGAAUGCAGACGAUGCAGGAGCUUCAUCUGUGGUGUUUAUUCAUGAUGAGAGACAUUAUGGGACUCAGAGCCUCUGGAGUGAAGAGCUCAGAAAAUAUCAGGGCCCUGCUCUCUACGCUUUCAAUGACGCUGCGUUCACAGAUGAAGACUGGGAGGGGAUUCAGAAAGUCGGCCGAAGCAUUAAACACGACGAUCCAACAAAAGUUGGGAGAUUUGGGAUUGGCUUCAACUCUGUUUAUCAUAUUACAGAUUUGCCAUGUGUGCUCAGUUCCAAACACCUAGCUAUUUUUGACCCACAAAAGAUGAUGUUUGGAGAUGAUCAGGAAGGCUAUCGAUGGUCCAUACAUGAUGACGAAGACAAACAGAGCCUCCUGAGCCUUAGAGAUCAGUUUCAGCCCUUUCAGACCAUUGUCAGUCAAGUCAACAAUUGUUCCUGGGAGAAAGUCAUCAGCGAGGAGCAGUACUUCAAAGGAACACUGUUCCGAUUCCCACUGCGUAAUGAAGCUUCUGAAAUCUCAGAUAACUUGUAUGACUCCAAGAAAGUUACACAGCUUUUUGACAGUUUUAUUGCAGAUGCAGACAUCAGUCUUCUUUUUCUUAGAAGUGUGUCAUCCAUUGCUUUGCUGCAUAUUGACAUCAAUGGCGUUUGCAACAAUAAGCUCAAAGUUUCUGUGUCAAAGAACCCAGUUUCACCUCAGCUUUGGGAUAUCAAGCAGGAAUCCCUGGACAGAGAAACCUGUUUUAAAACCAUAUCAAGCAUGUCCCGACAAAAGGAGGACACAAAAUCUCAGUGGCUUGUGACACAUUGUCUUCUGAAAGAAGGGUACAGACCAGAGAUUGACUCUCUUGCAAAGAAGCUAAGCUUCUACCCACAAGUUGAUGUAGCGUUUCAGUUAGAUGAAGACAGAUCAUUUUGCAACGGACGACUAAGUUGCUUUCUUCCCCUACCGAGUAAUGAAUCGAACCGAACUGGGCUUCCUGUGCACAUAAAUGCUUGUUUCGGCCUGACAGACAAUCGGAGGUACAUCAAGUGGCAAGACGAGGAUCAGAAAAACGAUGAGGCUGCGGUAUGGAAUGAGCAACUCAUAAAAAAUGUUCUUCUUGUCUAUCUAAUGAUGAUACUGGAUGCUAUACAGUUAUCCAAAAACUCAGCACUGCCUGCCGCCUCUGUCUACAAUCUUUGGCCUGACCUGACCAAGACUGUGCAAUAUGAGAGAUGGCACAAGGUUGCAAUAGACUUUCUGAAACAACUGUGUGAAUAUGAGAUUUUUCAUCUUGCUGAUGACGAGACCAUCUGGGUGUCUGCCUCACGUGCGGUUUUUCCAGUCAACAAUAUAUGUAGUGACACAAUGUCUGCAGUGUCGAGAUUGUUGAUAGCACAGGGAGAAAAGCUUGUAUCUGCCUCGAAACAUGUUUUGGAAGAUGUUCAGGAAACAUUCCCCCAAAGUGAUACCUUGAGAAAAGUGACUCCAUCUUUGGUUAGAGAAGUCCUUCAAAGAAAUAAUGUUGAAAGUCUCAGUAAAGAUGACAAAUAUUGUCUUCUUGAGUUUAUUCUCAGCGAUGAGAAGUACACAGAGCUACAAGGUCUUAAACUUCUCCCUCUUAGUAAUGGAACCUUCACAUCAUUUAACAAUACAAAGCAGAACACUGUUCUGAUCGACAGUGAGAAGUUCCUGAGAACACUGCUGCCAUUUUGUAAAGAACGAUUUUUACCCAACGAUCUGAAUCAUUCAUCCACUAUGCAUCUUAGGAAACUUGCAGCAAGAAACACAUGUAACAUAAUCAAUUUGGAUGCAAAACACAUUGUUGCACUCACCAAGAACCACUUACUCAUGGACUGGCAGGAGACCCAGGGUCAUGUGACAUGGAAACCAACAACUGAUCAUCAUCUACCAAAAAGCUGGCUGGUUGAAUUCUGGAAAUUUCUUAGUACUGAAUGUGAUGAUUUAAGUGACUUCAUUGGUGUGCCUCUAAUACCAUUGGAGCCUCUUCAAAAUUCAGGCAAUUCUGUGAUGUUAGCAAGGCUACAGAGGAACACGACUUUGAUCUUCCAGAGUAGCAGGGGUUCCAGCUUGUCAGAUCAUGUUCAGAAUGUGAUCAAAAAGGUGGGGUGUACGGUCGUAAAACGAGACGAGUGUCUGAAACAUCAUGACAUCGAGAGUUAUGUUCUUCCAGCUUCACCAAAAAAUGUUCUGCAGAUAUUUUUGAAUUCAAACCGAGAUCAGCUCAUCAAAGACUUUGCCUCUGCUUCACUACAUGAGAAAGAAGAGGUUAAAGUCUAUCUUUCCUCUGUGGAUUCUCUCUCAAAUGCUGAACAGAACUUCUUGUCUGCCUUACCCAUCUUCAGGCUGAUGUCUGGGAAAUAUGUUGCAGUCAAAUCAAAGCAGGCAGUUGUUUUAAGCACCAAUCCAGCUAUUCCAAACAGUCUGCCCAUGCCAGAGACAAUUGUACAGUGUGCAAAUGAAGCUGACCGCAGACUUUUGACUCUUCUCAAAAUCGAUCUCUUGGAUGCAGCUAAGGUGGCUAUUCUUUUAGUUGAUGGCAUUAAGAUGGCUUCUUUCAACAAAGAUGAGGAACAAUCAAUUAUGAGCUGGAUACUGAAUCAUGGUAAUAUUCUUCUCUCACAAAGUGAGCUGCUGCUUGCAAAAACCAAGGAUCUCAAUUUUAUUGAGACCACUCCAGGAGAUCGCAAGCAAGCCUCGAACACAUUUGAUCCCAGAAACAAAACAUUCCAGGACCUUUUUGAGGCGGAUUUCUUUCCUCCACCGAUUUAUGCAAAGACCCAAGAAAUGCUACAGACCUUGCAACGGCUUGGCCUAAAAACAGAAGAAAAAGAUAUAUCCCCUGAAAACAUACUCCAGGUCGUGAAGCAAAUUGAAAAGCUUCGUAUUCACUCACCUAAUAAGGCUUUCAAAAAGGCAGAUACUCUUCUUAAGGUAUUAAAUAGAAAUACGUUACUCUCAAAACUAACACAGACACAGAAAUCAGAGUUGAGGCAAAUUCAAUGGGUGCCCUGUGAAAAUCCAAAGUGCCUGAAUGGAAGCAUUUGUAAAAAUCAAAAGAGAGGUCUAUAUAAGCCGGUUGAAGUAAGAGAUUCAAAGUAUUUUUCACUUGUUGGAUAUGUAAUGCCACUUACUUCUGAGCUAACAGUGGAUGUUUGCAAAGAUCUCUGUCUUUAUGAUCCACCUCCAGCUGAAAAAGUCUUGGAGAACCUCUCAGUACUGGGAUCGAUAGCAGCUGACAUGGACAAGCCAGAUUCAGACAUUCAGUUUAAAACAAAGCUACACAAUAUUUACAAAUUCAUGCAGGACAACAUAGGCAAUUUUAAAGAGGCAAUAAACACGAAAUGCCUCCCUUGGCUUUGGAAUCAGACUGAGUUUGUCUCUCCCAGAGACACGGUUUUAGCCUAUCCACCUGAACUGGAUCUUAGCCCCUACAUCAAGAACGUGCCUGAAGAGUUUUUGCAAUAUGAAAACCUUCUGAAAGAAUUUGAUGUAAAGGAGACAUUGUCUGAUGAGGAGAUUGAAGAAGUUCUCCAUGACAUAAAACAAAGAAUUGAUGAUAGAGAUCCACCUUACGGAGAUUCAGCAGAACUCAAAGUGUCAGUUGGCAUUCUUGACUGGAUGCGAAAAAAUGAGAAGUUUUUAAAGGACAGCACACCUGUGCCUGUCACGACACCAAACCAAAAUUUUACUCUUCAGCCUUUGUCCAAAACCGUCUUCUGUGACAUCAGUGCUGAAGGAUUAGAUGACCUGAAACAAGAUAAUGAGGAAUUCUAUGUCAUUCAUGAAGAAGUACUGACACGCACUGCAAGGUGGUUGAAAGUUCCAUUCCUAAGCACCCGCAUCUUAAAACCACAGUUCAUUAAAGCAGAGCAAGAGUGCUUUGGCAUAGAACAGUGUGGACAGUCAGAGCCAAUUACGCAAAGAAUCAAGAACAUUCUUAAGGAGUAUGAUGAGGAAAGUGACAUUUUUAAAGAACUCAUACAAAACGCUGAAGAUGCUGGAGCAAGCACUUGUAAAUUUCUCCUUGAUCUCAGAAAACACAGAGACCCACCAGAGACUCUCAUUGAUGAUGGUAUGGCCCUCUGCAAUGGACCUUGCCUUUGGAUUUUCAACGAUGAGCUGUUUUCAGAAGAAGACUGGGAAAACAUUGUCAAAGUGGGAUCAGCAUCAAAAGAAAACAAAAUUGAGAAAAUUGGAAAGUUUGGACUGGGAUUUAAUGCUGUUUACCAUGUGAGUGAUAUUCCAUCUAUUUUGAGUGGGAAAAGUCUUCUCAUACUUGAUCCAAAUGUCACACAUUUGGAGAAGCACAUACACAGCAAAGGCAACCCUGGAAUUAAACUUGAUCUAUUCCAGGAACGACUAUACAAAAGGUUUCCUGGGCAGUUCAGAUCGUAUGAGGGCAUUUUUGAUUGUGAUCUGUCAGCGCGAAACAUCAACAAAGCUUACAAUGGCACUCUGAUUAAAUUACCAUUUCGCACUGAAGAAGAGGCAAAGAAGUCAGAGAUCAGUUCAAAGGUAUUGGAUGAAGAGCACAUUACCAGUUUCAAACAUCAUUUGACUGAAAAUUCACAAACCCACCUACUAUUCCUGAAGAGCAUUAAAUCUUUGUCACUUCAAAUUGUGCCUGAAAAUGCAUUAACUCCUCCACGAGAUGAUCAGAUUCACACUCCUCUCAAAAUGACCAGAGAGGUCAUGAAUUCAAUUGCUGUCUCGAAUGACACGCUUCUCGAAGAGAUCAGUGUCACAUUGAAGAAGGGUAAUAUCACGUGCCGCAACAUUAUUGACUACAACAGAGCACAGAUUGUUAAAAUAGUUCAAGACCACCCAGUGAAGCCACUCACCCAGUAUUGGCUUUUGUACUCUUGUUUUGGGACACAGGAUUCUAUGCGAAUGUUUCAGAGAAGAAAUGAAAAUGAACACGUGUUUUCUUUGCCAAUUGGAGGUAUUGCUGUACCUUUACAUAGAGACGGACAGACUGAAGCAUGGUCCCCUGUUGAAGAUCUAUGUGGCCAGGCUUUUUGUUUUCUUCCUCUCCCAAUUACGACAGGUCUUCCAGUCCACGUCAAUGGCACUUUUGCAGUCACAUCAAGCAGGAAAGCCCUGUGGGAAAGAGGAGUAAAAUCUGAAUGGAACAAAGCCUUACUCAAAGAUGCCGUAACCUCCGCCUACAUCACUACACUGCUUGAGUUGAAGAAAAUGGCCCAAAAUGGAAAUCUCAAGAGCUAUUCCUUCUACACAUUCUGGCCUAACACAGAGAAAGUAAGCAGAGAAUUUUUACCCAUGGUUAACUCUUUCUACUCAGCAAUAGCACAAAACUGUAAAUCUCUGGAGCUUUUCAGCAAUGGACAUAAUUGGGGUUCCAUAGACGGGGUCAAAUUUCUGAGUCCAAAAAUUGAGAAAACCACAAUUGUUGGAGACAUUGCCAAGAAAGUGUUCUUGAAUAUGGGGGAAUCAUAUUCUUGUGUUGUUUCUCUCCCAUCAUGGGUAAAAGACAGUUUCAGUCAAUGUGGUUUCAAAGACAUGAUUAAAGAGAGAACCAUCCACUGGCCUGAGUUCUAUGAUGUUGUUUUCAAGAACUUGACCACCAUGGACACACACAGCAGAAAUAUUCUUGUGCUAAAUGCCAUUGACUUGAAUGAUACAGACGUUGAUGUCUUACUGAGAAGGUACCCAUGUUUUACAACACAAAGAUGUAAGAACCUUCAAUUUAUCAAGAAACUUGUGAAUCCUUCCGGUAAAGUGGCUUGUUUGUAUGAGCUCGAGGAGGGACGCUUUCUGGAAGGGACAGCAAAUGACUUUCUCUCCCUGAAAAGAAUUCAACGACUAUCAUAUCUGGGAAUGCAGAGUGACCACCUGCCUUUAGAAGACAUCAUAGAAAGAGCAGAGAAGAUACCCAGUGCUUGGCAACAGGACAAAUUUAAAUGUUUCAAACGAAUACAGUGUCUCAUAGAGUUAAUGAAAGACUCCUCAGAAGAUGUGAAUUCUCUGCAAUGGGACUUGCUGUCACAAAUAUCAUUCAUUCCUGCUGUAGCUCCUUUACUUCUUCAGCAAAAAAAGGACACCACCAUUCUGAAGAAACCCUCAGAGGUUUACAGUGACAUUUGUCGUGAUUUAGUUAGCAUGACAGAAUUCACAGUGGAUCACACAAACCUGCAAAUAUGCAGUGAUGAUCCAGUUCUCAAGAAACUGCGAAUUCGGGCAAAUCCACCAGUUGAGACGGUGCUUCAGCAGCUGUUAAAAGCACACCAACAUUCCAAUGCGUUUGAAAAGACUCUUCUUUAUAGCAUUGCUCAAAAGAGUUAUGAAUACCUCUACAAUCACUUGUUGGAACAGAAAGAUCCCAAUCCCAUUAUUGUCCAUGCACAAUCAUUUCCAUUCAUCUUUAUUGAGGAUCGUUUUGUAAAUGUGAGGUUUGUGGCCAGAAAUGAAGGAUUUGAGGAGAAGCCAUAUCUUUAUGUACUUCCAGCCAUCUUCUCCAAAUAUGAGAGGCUUUGGGACUGUGUUGGCAUUACGAAACAGUUUACAAAAGAGCAAUACAUUGUUGCCCUUGAAAAUUUAAAAUCUUCAUAUGGAUCUAAACCGCUAUCCAAGGAAGACCUACACAAGUGUUUAGCAAUACUCAUGAAAGGACUGUAUAAAAUCAAUGAUGUGAAGCUUGAAAACUGUCUCAUACCUGAUGAGCGAGGUGUCUUGACUUCUUCUAGAGAGCUCAGAUUUAAUGACAGCCCAUGGAUGCCUGUUUCAGCUGGUGUCAAGCUCUCACAUGAACUGAUACCCCGCACUGUUGCAUGUCGUUUUUGUGUAAUGACAACAAGACACUAUACCCUAAAUAAUUGUUUGGUCAAUGUGUUUUCACCUUUUGUCAAAGAGUUUGGACAAACUGAGAAGCUAACUGUCAGAAUAAAAAAUAUCAUUGAUGCAUAUCCAUCAAAAAAGGACAUUUUGAAAGAGCUCAUUCAAAAUGCUGAUGAUGCUGAGGCAACAGAAAUUCACUUUGUGUGGGACAAAAGACAUCAUAGCACAAAAAAAAUAUUUGGCGAAAAAUGGAAACUGGUUCAAGGCCCAGCACUUUGUGUCUACAACAACAAAACAUUUUCUGAUGAUGAUCUUAGAGGUAUCCAGCAGUUAGGGGAAGGAGGUAAACAUGGUACUUUAGGGCGAACUGGGAAAUAUGGACUGGGGUUCAAUUCUGUUUAUCAUCUGACAGAUUGUCCAUCUAUCUUGACUGGUGACAAAUGGCUCUGCAUUUCUGAUCCAAACUUGAAAUAUGUGGAAGGUGUAACAAAAGAAUCACCAGGGUGCAUGUUUUCACUGGAAAAAGAAUUUAAGAAUUCUUUUGAGGAUGUCUAUGAUACGUUUCUUCCUGGAAUGUUUGCACUUGAUUCUGGAACCAUGUUCAGGUUCCCUCUCAGAAGUGAGGAAAUGGCAGAAAAGUCUGAAAUAUCUAGACAUGCAGUCACAGAUCAGGAAAUGAAGGAAAUUAACUCUGCUCUGAUGGAAGAUCCUGAGGGACUCAUUCUCUUCCUGAAACACAUCACAAAGAUCCAGUUCUCUGUGAUAAGUAAAGAUGACAAAGAACCAAAGUGUUCUGUUAUUAUUGAAAAAAAAUGCACAGAAACAAGCGUGGUAGACAAGGACAACUUUGACACCCAUGUUAAAAAAUGCCUUGUGUCAGGGAGAGCAGAAUCAUGCAAAACCAUCUACAGAAUGCAAAUCUCAUUUGGAAAAAAACUAAGUAGUUGGGUCAUUGCAGAGUGCUUUGGCUCCUUAAAACAGGAACAGGAAAUUAACAACGGGCAGAAUCAUUCAAAAGUUCCGCGGGCAGCACUGGCUGCUUGUUUAGGCAGCACAUUGACCCAGGGUUUUACUGGCAGGACAUUUUGCUCUUUGCCUUUACCGGUAAAAUCAGGAUUACCCGUCCAUGUGAAUGCAAAUUUUGAAGUUGACUCUUCUAGAAGAGACUUGUGGAAGGAGGAUAGUGAUAGUCUGAAAAUGAAGUGGAACCAGUCAUUAAAAGUAAACAUCAUCCCACCACUGUAUGCUGAACUUCUGUCACAUCUCUGUAAAGUCAUGAAGAAAGAUACACCUAAUGUUCUUGCAUUCCUUAAGAACCAGCUGGAGUAUUCCUGCCUUCAGUACUUUCCAUGCAUUUCAAAGGAUGUAGACAAAGCUUGGCAUGAAAUGAUCCUUGAGGUCUAUAGAUCAGUCAGCCAACAUGACCUUCUUAUCAUACCCACGGUACACAGACAACAUGACCUUCCAGAUAAACACACGGUACACAUUUUCUCAUCAUAUCUUCCAAAAUACACUGUUAACUGGUGCAGUGUGUCUAAACCAGAUUCAGCAGAUUGUCCAUAUUUUACAAGUUUGGAACAUGAUAGCAUUUUUGACAUUUUAGAUGACAUUGGGAUGAAACUGGUACCACACUCUGCAAAAAUACAUGACAUAAAAAAUACUUUCAAAGCAGCUGAUGUGAAAGUGUCAGAAAUCAGUCCUUUAACAGUGAUGAACUUCAUGAAACAAAGACCCCUGAAUGAUCCCACACAAACAACAAAAGCUUUACCUUUGCCCAUUAACCAAACAUUAAUCAAACACAAAGAAAUAUGUUCCAAACUUUUGAACUUCUGCCUGCCAAAUACUGAUGAGAAAAAACCUGUCCCUGACCUCAACGGGCUGCCUCUUCUCCUCACGCAAGAUCAGAUGUUAAGAGUCUUCAACUCUAAAACCCCCAAAAUGAUAACACGAUUUAGUGGACUCUUUCACAGACAUCAGGAAAUGUUUGCAGACAUUACUGUCCAUGGAAACCACAUCAGAUGUUUGCGAGAAGGAAAGUUUAUUACAGACUUAACCAUUGCAGUGGCAGCAGAAUAUUUGAAGAUUGAACUCGCUCAUCUGCAGGAAUCAUCACCAGAUCAACAGUGUCAGCUCUACAAGGCAGAGAAAGAGACAAUCACAUGGUUAAAUGAUUUAUGGAGGUUCUUUGAGGAUCAAAGUAAAAACUCUAAAGAUGGGAAGCAGAAUGUCUUCAGUGAAAUAAAAAGGCACUUCAGCGACAGCCCUAUUUUACCAGUAACCUGCCCCAGUCAAAAUAACACACAGUUCUUACAAACAAUGAAAAAUGUAGGCAAGGUGAUUCUAAAAUCUGAUGAGAAAACAGUUUCCAUUCUCAUUAAACUUGGGUUCAUGACAUUAGACCGCAGCUUUUUUAGUGUGGUAACAAGCUUCCGUCUGGAACAUGUGGAUCCUGAGCUCCUGCAUACAGGAAAUAGUGCUGCUGUUUUGGAGCAGGUUUAUCAUGUACCUCAUUCACAGUUCAAGCUGCUGUCUCAUGCCGAAAGUGCAGAGCUUCAGCUCUUCUUACAGCGUGGAGAUUUCAAAAACAAAAGUGAAUACGAGAGGAUGCUCAAAUCUUUGCCACUGUUUGAGACGAUAUCUGGAAAACGAGAGAGGAUUGAUUUAAACAGAACCUUCAUUCUGAAGUCUAAGCAUCAUGCUAACUUUCCACACUUGUAUGCUGUAGAUGAGUGUGACAGUAUUUUCCUAAAAGACAACUGGGAGAACUCAGAUUUGGAAAAACGUCUAAGCAUUCAGGUUAUAGAUGAUUUGAAGUUCUGUGUUAUGUUUAUUCUUCCUUCUGUACAUACAAUGAACGAAGCCACACUUCUUGAUCUAUUAAGGUUGCUAGUGGAACUUAAAACAGAGGACCAGAGGAUCAUCUCUGAACUGAGUAAGGUCAGAUUCAUUCGAGAUAUGCACGGCUGUCUUCAGCUGGCUGCGUACUUCUAUGAUGAGGAAAUCCCCCUUUACAAGAAAAUGCUUCCAGAAGAAAGAUUUGUGCCCAAAAAGUUUUGGGACGUAUUCAAAGAUAAUCUCUGUAAGGCACGAUUUCUGUUAAUGAAGCUCGGAUUAAAGCAUCAAGUGUCAGAUGAUGAAAUCAUUCAGUUUGCAAAACAGAUUGAAUCAGACAUUAAAGGCAACACUCCUCUUAAUGUUUUACAGGAAAGAUCAACCCUGUUGUUUCAGGCUGUGGUGACAAAAGGUUAUGACAAAAAGUCUAAUUUAUUGAACAAAGUUGCUAACAUCAAAUUCAUCUUCCCAGUAAAUAUCCAGCCAGCACUUUGUGCUUAUCAUAAGCCCUUUACACAAGAGAGAGAAGUUGUUGCAAUCAGUGGAUCAUUGAUAGAGAAAGACAGCGAUCAUCAAUAUCUCAUCUGGACAUCUAUGCCAAUACUUUCCUCACAACACUGCUCUCCACAAUUUAUACAGAAAAUGAUGACUGCUGGAGCCUUGGAUACUCCACCUCCUGAGAAAAUCUCAGAUAACUUGAAUAAUAUCUGCAGAUCUGAGUGCCAAACAGACAGCUUGCUGAAAACAAGAGAGAAAGUGUUUAGCAAAUCUUACGCGUACCUGCAGUCAGUGGAUUUCAAUGCCUCUCUGUUCUCAGACCUCCCAAUUGUCCUGGUGGAAAAUAAGACAACGCUUGUGAAAGCCAGUCAGACAGCCCUUGUGUUAAAUGAUGCUUCUGAGUUCAGACCAUAUUUGUACAGCAUUCACCCAAAUUAUAUGAUAUUCGUAGAGUUCUUCAAGAAGAUUGGUGUAAAGGAGAGGCCGACUCUCCAACAGUACAUCACCGUUCUUCAGGAAAUCCACUCAGAUAGUUCUGACAAAGAGCGACUUCAAGCAAAUCAGCAGAAAACAGUCCAACGUACCGUAGAGCAGCUUCUGUGUCUGAUUAAAGAGAACCAAAAGCAAACCUCUGACCUAAACGGGCCACUUUAUCUUCCAUCAACAGAUGGAAAACUCUAUGAGUCCAGCACAUUGUUUUUCAAUGACACAGUCUACCAAGCGUCCAGAUUAGAGGAACCUUUGGAAAAAAAGCUGAAAUUGCUUGAAAAAUUACAAAACUGUCAUCUUGGGACUGAUCACUAUAAACAUCAAAAGCUGUUGCAGUUGAUUCCCCAACAGGUUCGUCCCACAUUCCUUUCUGAUGUCAUUUCUGAAGACCUGGUUGGGGAGACCGUGCAGUAUUGUAAUUAUGAGGGAUGUGAAUUUGGUGACUGGUUUAAACAACACUUGUCUUCUGCAGCGUUCCUUCAUGGACUUGUCUGUCUUAUCAGAGAAGAGAGUAGAGGUGAGGUUUCACAGGCAGAAGCUGCCCAAAAGUGCGAAACGAUCUUUGCCAAGAUUCAGAUUUUCUGUUGCACAACUCUACAAACUCAGCUUCUCUUAAACCUGGAGCCGCUGGAGGGCAGCAAGACGGAAACCGACGUUUCUGUGCAAAAACAGGAUGAUGGGUGUAAUUUCUACUUGAAACACAAUGAUGGCACAACCCACAAAGUAGUAAAUGAAGUAACCAUGUAUCUUGCUAAAGAAAUCAACGCUCUGCUGCAGAACUGUAUCUCCACCUCAAAACUUCCAGUCCUUGGAUAUCUUCUGCAGUGUGAUGACAUGGAGCAGGUUGAGGAAACCUUGGCCAAAUAUGGCGUUCAUAACAUUAGCCACAGUGAAGAGGGCCACAGUGCCUUGCCAAAACCUGGAUGUCACGUACCUGAAGAGUGGCACGACAGCCUUGACAUGAACUUCUUCAACAACUUUGAAAGCGGAGAAUAUGUCGGCUACAGUAAGGACGGGUUGGGAGAAUAUUUCUAUGCCAUUGUUAUAGAGAAACUAGAUGAUUCACUGGGAGAGACAAGACCAUAUUCUGUCAGAUAUAAGAUCCAAAUAGGUAGUGAUGACUUCAUAGAAGUGAGCUCUCUUGACCUUUACCAGUUUAAAAGGGAAACGAAGGACAAUAGGCCAACACAUCCAACUUGCACAGAUAUUCAACCUCUUUCAACGUCCGCGCCUCCACCGAAAAGAGUCUUUCCAAAGACAUUUGAAGAGAUCAAAAGAGAAAUUGACCAAAGUUUAACUGAAAUCUGGAAAAUGUCAAAUGAGGACAAGCAGAAAGCCCUUAAACGUCUUUACCUCAAGUGGCAUCCAGACAAGAAUCCAGGAAAUGAAGAUCUCGCCACUGAAGCCUUUAAAUACCUGCAAAACAGAAUCGAAGAACUACAACAAGGAAAAAGUGCACGUGGCACAAGCUCAAAUGGGACAAACUUUUGGAGUGAUUGCUUUUACCGCUGGAACAGCGAGGCAAACAGCCACCGGAGGGGACGUGAGAGGUUCUAUCAGAACUUUUCUAGACACCAUUAUAACUUCUGGUCACAUCACAGAGAAACUCCCAGGCCAAACCGUCAGGAGGCCAAACGCUGGUAUGAACAGGCACAAUGUGACCUUCGAGCUGCUCAAAAUGACACCGGAGGAGAGAGCACCGAGUGGUGUCUGUUUAAGGUGCACCAGGCUGUAGAAAAAGCCCUGAUAGCAGCCAUGUACAGAAGAAGCGGAAAACAUCCGAACAACUGUUCAAUAACAAGUCUGGCUAAACAGGUGUCUGACUACAGCUCACAGCUCAGUUCUUUACCCAACACUGUCUGGCAACUUGUUAACCUCGAUGUUGAUGGCAAAAAAACUCAAUAUCCAAAUUAUCACACGAUUCCUGACAUUCCAAACGGACAGUUUAACAUUAACAAUGCCAGAGCAGCACUGGAUAUUGCAACAAAGCUUUUGGUCAAAAUAGACCAAUAUAUUAGUAGCUGAUGUAACAUAGGCCAAUAAAAUAGCCAAAUAAAAUCUAAGAAAAAAUGCUGAUUAUGUAUUUAAAUGAAAUGUGGGGAAUUAAGAGAUGCUGUGGCCGGUUGCAUAAACAUAGCCGUGACAUUAAGACUGCGUCUUAAGAAUGAUUCUGACUAACUAGCAAUUAGUUAGGGCUAAUCAGUCCUAUUAUUUGGAUUUAAAUUAGACCAAUCUACCUUUCUAUGUAACAUACUUAAAACAGUUAUGAUCAGUCUUGAAGAAAAAAAUUAAUGACUAACUUUUAAGACUAGUCUUAAAGUUUUAUGCAACUGGCCACAGGUGGUUGGGUGGAGGGUGACAUUAGGUGUUUCAAACAUUACCACUACAGUAGGUCUAAUAGAAAAUAUUGCUUUUUAACAAUUUGUAAUCAACCCAUUUCUUUAACUAUCAUUGCAUAAUUCUGUUUCCAUGUCUAUAUGCUGUAUGCAUUAAAAAUGAAACCAUUUAUACACAUUUGUACACUAUAAUUGCAUUCCAUGAGAAUAAAAUGUCUUUGUCAGUCA